Molecule: messenger RNA, 5325 nt
Organism: Zingiber officinale
Lineage: Eukaryota; Viridiplantae; Streptophyta; Magnoliopsida; Zingiberales; Zingiberaceae
Exons: 2
Coding region: 1-1362 (453 amino acids)
Source: RefSeq, a predicted model, not a curated record
AUGGCUGAUCAUAGUAGGACAAUGAAGGAGCUUGCAGCUCCUGAUGAGGCAUUCAAGUAUUCAUGCAUCACUUAUCCAACCUUGGCAGGAGAUUUUGAGUUGAGAUCAGGAUUGAUUCAUUUGCUUCCGAAAUAUCAAGGAUUGUCUGGAGAAGACCCAAAUAGACAUUUGCAUGAAUUCCAUGUGGUAUGUUCAACCAUGAAGCCACAAGGAAUUUCAGAAGAGGAUAUCAAGCUAAGGGCUUUUCCAUUUUCACUUACUGGAGCAGCAAAAGAUUGGUUGUAUUAUUUACCACCGGGAUUUAUCACUUCUUGGAUUGAUAUGAAGAAGGCUUUCUUGGAGAAAUUCUUUCCAGCCUCAAGGACUGCAACUAUUAGGAAAAGCAUCUGUGGGAUUCAACAAGUGGUGGGAGAGACACUUUAUGAUUAUUGGGAGAGAUUCAAGAAAUUAUGUUCAAGUUGUCCUCAACACCAAAUUAGUGAGCAGUUGCUAGUUCAAUACUUUUAUGAGGGUUUGUUACCUAUGGAUAGAAGUAUGAUAGAUGUAGCGGCUGGAGGAGCUUUAGUGAACAAAACUCCAGAACAAGCAAGGGAACUAAUUUCGAACAUGGCUGAAAAUUCACAGCAAUUUGGAAGUAGAGCACUCACGACCAGAGGAGUUGGUGAAGUUCAAAUGGUUUCAAAUGAUCAAAAGGAGAUAAAAAAUUUAUUGAUGGAAUUAACGACCUUGGUGAAACAACUAGCUUUGAACAACGCAACGCAAUCUUCUAAUGUGCCAACUAUGCAAUUUCCAUGUAAACAAAGUGUAGUGUGUAGCAUUUGUUCAAGUCAAGAUCACCUUUCAGAACUUUGUCCGAAUCUCCAUCAGGAUGAGUCUUUGGCAGCCUUUUCUAGAGCCCAACUCCAACAAAAAUAUGAUCCUCAUUCUUCUACAUACAAUCUGGGUUGGAGAGAUCAUCCAAAUUUGAGGUAUGGUAAUUCGUUUUAUCAACAACCAUCUUCGAAUCAGCCAAAUCAGCAGCAUAAUCAGAAUUUUCAGCAAGGUUUCCAGCAGCAUCAGCAAAGUUUUCAGCAGCAUUACCACCCUACAAAUCAAUAUCAGCAAUCGUAUCAGCCUUAUCAGCAAUUUCAGAAUCAGAAUCAGCAUUAUCAAUCUCAAAAUCAGAAUUUCCAGCAAGGGCAGAAUUGGCCACAGCAAGCAAUUCCAGCACCUGUAAGAUUGAGUUUAACUCAAGGAGGUUCCAAUAAUGCUUCAAAUUCAGAUCCACAGCAAGCUAGAUUGGAGGAAUUGAUGCAACAAAUCCUUCAGCAAAAUCAGAACCAGCAAAGAACAGAUUCUGCUCUUCAAAAUUUAGAGAGGUAGAUUGGGCAAUUGGCUUCCAGCAUAAAUCAGAUUCAAGCACAAGGAUCAAGUCAAUUACCUUCCCAAACAACUCCUAAUCCAAAAGGGAAUGUUAGUGCAUUAACUUUGAGAAGUGGAAGAAGAAUUUCAGAGAGUGCAAGUGAUGAAGAUCCAGCAAAUCAGGAAUUUUUUCUAGCAGAUCCGCAACUAAUUUCCAGCAUAAAUGAAAUUCCAGAGGUUAGAAAUGUGCCAACUUCAAGUUCUAUUCCAAUUCACAUUGAUCCAUUAAAUUUGGAGCAUUCACAAGGAGAUGGAAGCUUAAUUUCGAAAAAUUCCAGCAGCUUUUGUCCAGCUGAGCCAGUUCCAGCAAGAACCCCAUAUUUCAACAAAUCUGGAAUUUCAGAGUAUCAACAGUCAACUCAGAAAGAUUCAGAUCCGAGCCUUCCCUUACCCUUUCCUCAACGCAAAGUUCAACCAAGAAGAGAUGCAGAGGAGGAGAAAGCUAAGGAGUUUCAAGAGCUUGUGGAUUUAUUUAGUAAGGUAGAGGUUAAUGUCCCCUUACUCACAAUGAUUAAGCAAAUUCCAAAAUAUGCAAAAUAUUUGAAGGAUCUUUGUGUGCAUAAGAAAAAGUUGAAAGGGAAUGAGCUAAUUAGCAUGGGCAAAAAUGUAUCUGCACUCCUUCAAACAGUCCCUCAGAAAUGUGAAGAUCCUGGAGUCUUUACAGUUCCUUGUGAGAUUGGGAGUAGUCUUUUUAAAGAUGCCAUGUUGGAUUUGGGAGCUUCAAUAAAUGUGAUGCCAAAAUCAGUUUUUCAGACUUUGGGCAUUGGACCAUUACAACCUACAGGAGUAGUCAUUCAAUUAGCUGACCGCAGUCAGACUCACCCAGCCGGAGUUAUUGAAGAUGUAUUGGUUAAGGUGAGAGAACUCAUUUUCCCUGCAGAUUUUUAUAUUCUUGAUAUGGAGGGAGACUAUCUGGCCAGUAGAUCUCCACUCAUUCUAGGACGACCAUUUUUGAAGACUGCAAGAACCAAAAUUGAUGUUCAUGCGGGCACACUUUCUAUGGAGAUAGGUGAUACAGUGGUCCGAUUCAGUAUUCUUGACGCUAUGAAGCAUCCUAGAGAGGAUCAUUCUAUUCUUAGUUUGGAUAUCUCAGAGGAGCUGGAUAGUGUGGAUUUCUUUUCAAUGAUUGAUUCAGAUUUUGCAAAGAUUGGUUCAAGUGAUGUUUUGACUACAGUUUUCGAAAAUGAUACAAAUUUGGGAGUGGAUGAUAGGUCAUGUGGAUUAUUUCAUAGAGAAGAAGAAGUAUGCGUAGGGGAUUGCUUAGGAGAAGCUCUAUCCCUAGAAUCGUUCAGAGAAGAAGAAGUAUGCGUAGGGGAUUGCUUAGGAGAAGCAUUACCCCUGGAAUCGCCUUCUAUUGAUCAGACACAGGAUGAGUUGAAACCACUUCCUCCACAUUUGAAGUAUGCUUACUUAGGAGAGAACCAGCAGUUACCUGUCAUCAUAGCCCAGAAUUUAGAACCAGAAUAAGAAAGCAGAUUAUUGGAGGUUCUGAGACAGCACAAGAAGGCCAUUGGAUGGACAUUAGCAGAUAUUCCUGGUAUCAGUCCUUCUAUUUGCAUGCACAGAAUUUAUUUGGAGGAGGGUGUGAAGCCAGUGAGACAGCCCCAGAGAAGACUUAACCCACUGAUGCUUGAUGUAGUAAAGAAAGAGGUGACUAGACUUCUACGGGCAGGUAUCAUUUACCCUAUUUCUGAUAGUAAGUGGGUAAGUCCUAUUCAUGUGGUACCAAAGAAAUCUGGAGUAACAGUUGUGGCUAAUGAAGAGAAUGAGUUGGUGCCUAUCAGGGUGAAGAAUUCAUGGAGAGUUUGUAUAGACUACAGGAAGUUGAACCAGGCAAGCAGGAAGGACCAUUACCCUUUGCCUUUUAUUGAUCAGAUGUUGGAGAGAUUGGCGGGUAAGUCACAUUAUUGCUUCCUUGACGGUUACACAGGAUAUUUUCAUAUUUGCAUCGCACCAGAGGAUCAGGAGAAGACUACUUUCACUUGUCCUUUCGGUACAUUCGCUUAUAGACGUAUGCCAUUUGGACUCUGCAACGCUCCAGGAACCUUUCAGCGGUGCAUGGUGAGUAUUUUUGGAGAUUUAUUAGCGCAUUGCAUGGAGGUUUUUAUGGAUGAUUUUUCUGUAUAUGGUUCAUCUUUUGAUGCAUGUCUAGGAAAUUUGUCUAGGAUUUUAGAUAGAUGUAUCGAGACAGACUUGGUACUUAAUUUUGAAAAAUGUCAUUUUAUGGUUGAGCAUGAUAUUGUUUUAGGACAUAUAGUCUCUAGGAGAGGAAUUGAGGUAGAUCCUGCUAAAAUUAGUGCUAUAUCUUCUUUAUCUUACCCUGCAUGCGUGCGGGAUGUUCGAGCUUUUCUUGGUCAUGCAGGAUUUUACAGGAGAUUUAUUAGAGACUUCAGCAAGAUUGCUCUUCCACUGUCACAGCUUCUUCAAAAAGAUGUGGAGUUUCAAUUUGAUCAGAGGUGCAAGGAAGCUUCUAAGAGAUUGAAGGAGGCUUUGAUUCUGCACCUAUCAUCAGGCCACCGGAUUGGACAUUACCAUUUGAGCUUAUGUGUGAUGCUUCGAAUUUUGCCAUUGGGGCAGUUUUGGCACAGAGAGUAGAAGGAGCACCACAUGUGAUCUGCUAUGCAUCGAAGACUUUGGAUUCGGCUCAAGCCAAUUACACUACGACAGAAAAGGAGCUUCUUUCUAUUGUUUUUGCUUUGGAUAAAUUUCGUUCAUAUUUGCUUUGUUCUCACGUGGUUGUAUUUUCUGAUCAUGCAGCUUUGAAGUUUCUCCUCAAGAAGCCUGAUGCUAAGCCCAGAUUGAUUAGAUGGAUGCUUCUACUCCAGGAGUUUGAUUUGGAGAUUCGUGAUAGGAGUGGGAAGGAGAACUUGGUUGCAGAUCAUUUGAGCAGAAUUGAAGGGGAACUAGAUCACACAGCUAUUGAUGAUGAUUUUAGAGAUGAGCAGCUUUUUAGGGUUCAUGGCAUCAAAGGAUCUUGGAUUGGGAUGAAUCUGAACCAAACUUGGGCUCAAAUCUUGGGCUUAAAAGAGCGAUCAAGCUCUGGAUUGAUUUGGACCGUCCAUUGAAGAUUAGUUAGAUCUGAGCCAUCCAUCAAGCAUCUGGUUCAUCCAACCUAAGGAGGGGUAGAUCUGGACCAUUGAUGAAGAUCCAGAGAUUUUUAUCUAGAUCUAAGCUCAUCCAACCGUUGAUCAAGCCCGGAUUUUUCUGGACCGUUGGAUCAGAUGAGGUGAGGUUUAAAAACGUUGAGAAGCUACAGUAGCUCCUGGGCUCGAUUUCGCGACGCAAUCACUAUUCCAUCUCCUUCUCCGCGCGACGCCGCAGCUCCCAUUUUCUUCUUCAGAUCUAGACCUUGAUUCCAACUACAACAGCGAACUCAGGACUCUACGGCAAUUAGCAAGUGUUGAGCAACAUCACAAUCCAAGGGCGUUCUCUAGAUUGCAAUCAUUCGCGUUCCGCAUCACCCUCGGAUCCAAGGGCGUUCCCAAGAUCUGAGGUUUUCUGGCGUUCAAGGAGCUUUACUAGAGUUCUCCAGUAGUUCCUUCAAUCGUUAUUCUUUCAUUUUCAUUCGGAGUUCUUUAAAUCGGAUUGAUCAGUCGAUUCUAGCUCCGAGCACCACUUCCAUACUCUGUUCUUCACGCGAAAGGAUCUCCAGCCACAAGGGAGUUCUCUGCGGCUUGGAGGUUUUUAGCCACUAGCUGAAGAUUUCAGAGGAAGCUGUUGCGAGCCACAAGGGCGUUCUCUGCGGCUUCUUCGCAAAUCAGCGACGAGAAGGAAUUUUGGUCUUUGAUCUGGAGUUGAGAAUGUUUUACAGUGUUUUCUUUUCCUAGAUCUUAGAUUCAGUUGUAGAAUUUUAUUGUUUCUGUUUGUUUCAUUGAACACAACCCAUUUCUAAAUGUUGCAGUUCUAAGUUAGUUUAGAAUUAAA